Capra hircus (goat) is the source of this 7186-nucleotide messenger RNA. RefSeq names its product disco interacting protein 2 homolog A (gene DIP2A). Bases 240 to 4937 code for a protein of 1565 amino acids. The transcript has 38 exons. Gene Ontology annotation, cellular component: cell surface. The record is from RefSeq and is a predicted model, not a curated record. NCBI's taxonomy places the organism in Eukaryota, Metazoa, Chordata, Mammalia, Artiodactyla, Bovidae.
GCGGCGGCGGCGGCGGUAGAGGAGCUGCUCGCGCUCGUGCCCGCGCCCGUGUCUCUGUGGAGCUGCCCGGGCCGCCCCCCUGCCCGCCGCCUUGGCUCCCCGAGGGCCGAUGCGGGUCGCGGGGCUGAGGGGAGCGACGUAGCUGUCGCCCGCGCGGCCACCUGGGCUGGGCCUGGCGCGACCCCGGCCCCGACCCCGCCCGGCGCGAGGCGGCCGGACGGCAGUCCUGCUGCGGGGCCAUGGCCGAGCGCGGGUGCCCGCUGGAGGCGGUGCCGCUGCCCGCUGAGGUGCGGGAGAGCCUGGCCGAGCUGGAGCUGGAGCUGUCGGAAGGUGACAUCACUCAAAAAGGAUAUGAAAAGAAACGGGCAAAGCUGCUUGCACGCUGCGUACCCCUCAUUCAAGGAGUAGACCCCUCCCUGCAAGUGGAGAAUAGCAUCCUUGGGCCCGCACAAGCCUCAGCCCCCGCACCCAAGCAGCCCAAGCCGCGGCCCAGCAACGCCCGGGACGAGCGCUUCCGGUCAGAUGUUCACACCGAGGCCGUGCAGGCAGCUUUGGCCAAAUACAAAGAGAGGAAGAUGCCCAUGCCAUCCAAGAGGCGCUCUGUCCUCACGCACGCGUCUGUGGAGGCCUACACACCCCCAGACACGUCAUCUGCCUCAGAAGAUGAGGGCUCUUUACAGCGCCCCGGGCGACUGGCCUCCGCUCCGCUGCAGAGCCGCCCCAGCGUCGAGCCCUGGCCCGACCCGGCCAUUCAGGGCUCGUCCACCUCAUCCUCCGCAUCUUCCACCUCAUCUCACCCAGGAGGGCAGCCUGCCGCCACGCCCAGUGCUGCCGCUGCGCUUGCCGGCCCCGCGGCCCUCGCCCGCGUAGCAGAUCUGCCCUCUGCCCCUCCUGAUGUCACCACGGGCCUCGUGCAGCAUCAGCACGCAUACUGUGAGCGUCCGCAGAUGGCCUCCGUGAGAGGAGUCCCUCGGGGGUGCCGCGGGAGUGUCCUAGAGACGGCAGGUGGUGUCCCCGUGAACAGCAGAGUGUCCUCCAAGAUCCAGCAGCUUCUGAACACCCUGAAGAGGCCAAAGCGCCCUCCCCUGAAGGAGUUCUUCGUGGAUGAUUUCGAGGAGCUUUUGGAAGUGCAGCAGCCAGAUCCGAACCAGCCGAAGCCCGAGGGCAGCCAAAUGGUGGUGCUGCGAGGGGAGCCCCUGGCCGAGGGCUCCUGGCCGCCCUCGCUGCUGGCCGCCUUGCAGCAGUGGGGUACCACACAGCCCAGAGCCCCGUGCCUGACUGCCCUGGACACCGCCGGGAAGGCCGUCUACACCCUCACCUAUGGCAAACUUUGGAGUCGAAGUUUAAAACUAGCUUAUACGCUACUUAAUAAACUGACUAAUAAGAACGAACCACUGCUUAAACCUGGAGACAGAGUGGCGCUGGUGUUCCCGAAUAGUGACCCGGUGAUGUUCAUGGUUGCGUUCUACGGGUGUCUCCUGGCCGAGCUGGUUCCUGUCCCCAUCGAAGUGCCGCUCACGAGAAAGGAUGCUGGCAGCCAGCAGGUUGGGUUUCUGCUGGGCAGCUGUGGCGUCUCCCUGGCCCUGACCACGGAUGCUUGUCAGAAAGGCCUGCCCAAGGCUCAGACCGGAGAGGUGGUGACCUUCAAAGGCUGGCCCCCCCUCACCUGGCUGGUGAUCGAUGGGAAGCACCUGACCAAGCCCCCCAAGGACUGGCACCCGGCAAUGCAGGAUGCGGGGCCCCAGACCGCCUACAUCGAGUAUAAAACCAGCAAGGAGGGAAGUACGGUGGGAGUGGCGGUGUCCCAUGUGUCCCUGCUGGCGCAAUGCCAGGCUCUGACCCAGGCGUGUGGCUACUCGGAAGCUGAAACAUUAACAAAUGUGCUGGAUUUCAAAAGGGAUGCCGGCCUGUGGCAUGGAGUGUUAACAAGCAUCUUGAACAGGCUACAUGUGGUCAGCAUCCCAUAUGCGCUGAUGAAGGCGAACCCACUCUCCUGGAUUCAGAAAGUGUGCGUGUAUAAAGCCCAAGCUGCACUGGUGAAGUCCCGUGACAUGCAUUGGUCUCUCUUGGCUCAGCGAGGUCAGAGGGACGUCAGCCUCAGCUCCCUGCGCCUGCUGAUCGUGGCUGAUGGUGCAAACCCCUGGUCCAUAUCCUCCUGUGAUGCGUUCCUCAACGUCUUCCAGGCCAAAGGGCUGAGGCCAGAGGUUAUCUGCCCCUGUGCCAGCUCUCCAGAGGCGCUCACCGUGGCCAUCCGCAGGCCUCCUGACCUGGGGGGCCCUCCUCCAAGAAGAGCUGUGCUGUCCAUGAGUGGCCUCAGUCACGGGGUGAUCAGAGUGGACGCCGAGGAGAAGCUGUCGGUCCUCACAGUUCAGGACGUCGGCCAGGUGAUGCCUGGAGCCAACGUGUGUGUUGUGAAGGUGGAGGGCACCCCUCAUCUCUGCAAAACUGAUGAAGUUGGAGAGAUCUGUGUGGACUCCAGUGCAACGGCGACAGCGUACUAUGGGCUGCUUGGGAUCACCAAAAACGUCUUUGAGACUGUCCCGGUCACCGCUGGGGGAGCACCUGUCUCCGACCGACCUUUCACCAGGACGGGGCUUCUGGGCUUCAUCGGGCCUGAUGACCUGGUCUUCGUCGUGGGCAAGCUGGACGGGCUGAUGGUGGUGGGAUUUCGCAGACACAACGCGGAUGACGUGGUGGCCACUGCGCUGGCUGUGGAGCCCAUGAAGUUUGUCUACAGAGGCAGGAUCGCAGUGUUCUCCGUGACAGUCCUCCAUGACGACCGGAUCGUGCUGGUGGCGGAGCAGCGGCCUGAUGCCUCUGAGGAGGACAGCUUCCAGUGGAUGAGCCGCGUGCUGCAGGCCAUCGACAGCAUCCACCAGGUGGGCGUGUACUGCCUGGCCCUGGUUCCUGCCAACACCCUGCCCAAGGCUCCUCUUGGUGGGAUUCACGUUUCUGAGGCCAAGCAGCGCUUCCUGGAGGGGAUGCUGCACCCGUGCAACGUGCUGAUGUGCCCUCAUGCAUGUGUUACCAACCUCCCCAAGCCUCGGCAGAAGCAGCCAGAGGUUGGGCCUGCCUCCAUGAUCGUUGGGAACCUGGUCGCCGGGAAGAGAAUCGCUCAGGCCUCAGGGAGGGAACUGUCGCACCUGGAGGACAGCGAGCAGGCAAGGAAGUUCCUGUUCCUGCCCGAUGUGCUGCAGUGGCGGGCCCACACCACCCCCGAACACCCGCUGUUCCUGCUGCUCAACGCCAAGGGCACAGUCACCAGCACCGCAACCUGCGUCCAGCUCCACAAAAAGGCCGAGCGAGUGGCCGCUGCUCUGAUGGAGAAGGCGAGGCUGAGCUCCGGGGCCCAUGUGGCCCUGGUCUACCCUCCAGGGGUGGACCUCAUUGCCGCCUUUUAUGGCUGCCUGUACUGCGGCUGCGUGCCCGUCACCGUGCGGCCCCCACACCCCCAGAACCUUGCCACCACACUUCCUACUGUCAAGAUGAUUGUGGAGGUCAGCAAGUCUGCGUGCGUGCUCACCACACAGGCCAUCAUGCGGCUGCUCAGGUCCAAAGAAGCAGCAGCCACCGUGGACGCCAGGACCUGGCCGACCAUUCUGGACACAGAUGACAUACCCAAGAAGAAGGUGGCCAGCAUCUUCAGGCCCCCGUCCCCAGAUGUGCUUGCGUACUUGGACUUCAGCGUGUCAACAACAGGGAUCCUGGCAGGUGUGAAGAUGUCGCAUGCGGCCACCAGCGCUCUGUGCCGCUCCAUCAAGCUGCAGUGUGAGCUGUACCCCUCCAGGCAGAUCGCCAUCUGCCUCGACCCUUACUGUGGCCUCGGCUUUGCCCUGUGGUGUCUGUGCAGCGUCUACUCUGGACACCAGUCCGUGCUGGUGCCCCCGCCGGAGCUGGAGACCAACGUGUCCCUGUGGCUAUGGGCUGUCAGCCAGUACAAGGCGCGCGUCACCUUCUGCUCCUACUCAGUGAUGGAGAUGUGUGCCCGGGGCCUGGGUGCGCAGACGGCGGCGCUCAGAAUGAAGGGCGUGAACCUGUCGUGUGUGCGCACCUGCAUGGUGGUAGCUGAGGAGCGGCCCAGAAUCGCGCUCACACAGUCCUUCUCCAAGCUGUUCAGAGAUCUGGGCCUGCCCGCGCGCGCCGUGAGCACCACGUUCGGCUGCAGGGUCAACGUGGCCAUCUGCCUCCAGGGCACGGCCGGCCCAGACCCCACAACUGUCUAUGUGGACAUGAGGGCACUGCGCCAUGACAGGGUACGUCUGGUGGAACGGGGCUCUCCGCACAGUCUGCCAUUGACUGAGUCCGGAAAGAUUCUCCCUGGAGUGAAGGUCAUCAUCGCCCACACAGAGACCAGAGGGCCCCUGGGAGACUCGCACCUGGGGGAGAUCUGGGUGAGCAGCCCCCACAAUGCCACCGGGUACUACACAGUCUACGGGGAAGAGGGGCUCCAUGCUGACCACUUCAGUGCCCGGCUGAGUUUUGGAGACACCCAGACUGUUUGGGCGAGGACUGGCUUCCUGGGCUUCCUUCGAAGGACAGAGCUCACCGAUGCCAGCGGAGAGCGACAUGACGCGCUGUAUGUGGUGGGAUCUCUGGACGAGACGCUGGAGCUGAGGGGCAUGCGCUACCACCCCAUCGACAUCGAGACAUCCGUGAUCCGUGCGCACAGGAGCAUCGCCGAAUGCGCCGUGUUCACCUGGACCAACCUGCUGGUGGUGGUGGUGGAGCUGGACGGGCUGGAGCAGGACGCACUGGACCUAGUGGCCCUGGUGACGAAUGUGGUGCUGGAGGAGCACCACCUGGUGGUGGGUGUGGUGGUCAUCGUGGACCCGGGUGUCAUCCCCAUCAACUCCCGUGGGGAGAAGCAGCGCAUGCACCUGCGCGAUGGCUUCCUAGCUGACCAGCUGGACCCCAUCUACGUGGCCUACAACAUGUGAGCCCGCUCAGCCCCGACCAGCUGGACUCCACCUGUGUGGCCUACAACACGUGAUCCCACUCAGCCCCAGCCCAAGAGGGGCCUCACGAGCCGUUGCAAGGGCUGGGGUGCGUCUGCAGCCCCUGGGGAGAGGAUCCCAGGCUCCUGAGCACAGGGCCCCACCCAUGUGCUUACAUACCCAUCUCAUUCUAGAAACCACUUCCUGAAUUCCUCAAAACCUUUUAAUCGUCUGGAACAUUUGCAGAAACAUGAAUGUCAGCAUUGCAACAGAUGGUGUGGCUGGGGAAGAAGCCUGGUACAGGCACUGCAGUUGCUGUAGGUGCAGUCCUCUGCUGUGUUAUGAGUUUGCACUUUUUUUAGGCUAAAAAUACAGUUCUCGAUUUAAAAAAUUCAACUCUUUGUACCAUUUCAGAUGUCAGGGUCAUACUUAGAAUUUAUGCCAGAAGGAAUUUGAGGCCCAGGGACAGCUGCUUCAGUUGUGAUUCACAGGGAAGAGCAAAAUAAAGAUAGGCUGGUGGGCAGGGCAUGAUCCUGACCUGGCCUCCUCUUCCCCACCCGCGACCUGCUCUGGGCCCCAGACCAGGCUCAUGCACACACACUUCCUCUCUGAACAUAGGUAUGCCGGCUGCCUGCCUGUGUCAUCUCUAACCCUCGAUGGGGUCCAUCAGUUGAACAGCUGUUUCAGAAAGAUAAAGGAACGCUGAGUUUUAAACCUCUGAGUUUCUGACUUCUUGCUAUUCAGCUGAAGUUCUGGUUUUCAUGACCACAGUAUAGGAUCUUCUCACUGUCCAAAAAGUGUACGGAGUUACUGUUUUUAUUCCACAUCAGCAGAUGUGGACUCACCGGUGGGCUGAGGUUUACACGUGCGGUGGUACAGCCCAGGGCCCGGGAGAACUUGGCCGGCCACUGUCGCAUCUUGAGUUGUGUGCCUGUAAAAUUUGGCCAAAUCAUGUUCACUUAUUUUAUUCGAACUCGACUAAACUGAGUGAUAUAAUAUUAUAGUAAAUAUAAAUCAGAGAACAUGAAAUCCUUUAGAUACUUCUAAGAAUUUGAAGUGAAGCUCGAAUCUAAGACAGAGUAUUUUUGUAUCACUAAUAAAAAUUGUGUUACGAGUUGUCAGGGACUGUGGGUCAGAAAGUUUACGAAUCACAUGCUUCCUAGAAACAGCCAGGUUUUUCUGGAAUUAGCCUGAAUCAGUGCCUAACAGUUGUUAAUUCUUUACCAUUUAAAAUUCUCCACCAAAAAGGCCUGGCUGACUGGGCUGACUCUCACGUCUAACUCUCGGCUACAAGUAGCUUGUGCUCAGUAGCUCUUGGUGUGCAGUGUGGUAUGUAAGAACAUACUGGAAUUGAACACUCCUUGUGUAAUUAUGUAUAUAACAUGUGUAACUUAUUGUUUGACAUACAGAGGUUCUAGCAGUGGACUAAUGGAUAUUCCUCAUAACAUAAUGGCCUGUAGGAGAGGAACCACCCAGCCCUUUAUGUUGUCAUUUUAUAGCAACAGGCAUUGUAAAAUUUUUGUAUUGAAAGGUAAGUGGCAGUAAGACACAUCUUGUAAAUUAAGAUUUUAAGAAGCAUUAAAAUGUUUUAAAAUUACUCUCUGGGAAUUCUGUAUGUCAGAGAAAAUUUUUAUAUCAUUAUGUUAAUAAAAGUUAUGGACUAUUUGUAAUUCUGCCAUUUGAAAUGUGUGAAAAGGUUUUUAAAAUUACCCCAAAUAGCAGGUAUUUUAUUAUGCAUUUUUCUUUGCUGAAUAUAGAAGCAUUUAUGCUGCAGCAUAAAAUCUACGAAGCACAUGAAGUAUAAAGAAUAAAAUUUAAAUCUCCCAUAAUCCUACCUCUCGUUUAAUGGCAGUGUGUUAGUAUUUGAUGUAAAUUCUUUCCAGGUUUAGUUUUUUUCUUUAAAAACACUUUUACAAAAUUAGGUCAGUCAUAUACUUUUAUAGUCAGCUUUUGUACUUAAUAAAUUAGACUUUUAAUCUGUUCCAUAUAUUCUUCUGCAUGUUUUAACAACUGUGUCACACAGCAGGUGGGGGCAGCUUGUGCUCACAGGCUCUGUCAGCAUCCUCUCAGCCCCGCUACCAUGAGCCUCCUCACGGGAGCACGUUCAUACACAUGGCCUGCCUGGGGCUCAGCUCUGCUGGGGCUCAGCUUGGGCACUGCAUCCUCGGAAGGGCACAGGGCAGAGUGGAGAGGCUGUUCCUGGAAACCUCAGAGCACUGGCAAUAAAAAAUGAGUCCCUGUCAGUCAAAUAA